GAUAUCGAUACUGGAAUCGAACAAAACCUCAUAGAAUAUCAUCAUCGUCUCUUCAUUUUCCCAAUCGAAAUGGUCAAAUUGUGCCAGUAUUCAUACUGGCUAUUUGCAUGAAUUACAGUAUGCUCAAGAAGUCGGGAAUUUUGAUUUCAUCGUGCAGCAAUUUGCAAUGCUAUUAUGCAUUUCCCCGAACAUCAUCGACGUCACUAUCUCAUUCCCUCUUCACAUCCCGAAACCAUCAACCACAACAUCGCUCACAACGACAACACUAUGCCAUAGUGUCCGACGGCAGAAGUGCAAAUCAACAUGGAGGAUUACAAUGGCCUGAAAUGACAUCCGCAUAUGCGGUUCCAACACCCUACCAAAUCUUCAAUCAAAAGAAAGGAUCUCCAUAUUCUAAACGACGUUUUUACGAAUUGGUUAAACUUUAUCAUCCAGAUAAACAUGGCAUCGAUACAAAUGAUGGAUUGGAUUACGAUACGAAACUAUCGCGAUACAGAUUAAUCAUUGCAGCCAACGACAUACUUUCAGAUCCCGUCAAACGAAGUGCAUACGAUACAUAUGGAGCAGGUUGGAACGGACGACCCGAAGUCCUCGACCCCCGCGAUAAACAUGGUGAUAAUCACGGGUGGGCAGGCCCGGGUGGCCCAAGUCAAAAUGCUACAUGGGAAGAUUGGGAGAAAUGGUAUAGCCGCGAUGUCAAGGGAGAACAGAAACCCCAAUUCGUAUCAAAUGGUGCAUUUGUCUUGUUGAUUGCAAUUUUUGUUGCGGUAGGAGGAUUGGGACAAUUAACGAGGCUGGAUAAUUAUUCGGCAAAAUUCUUGGAACAGAGAGAUACAUUACAUGACAAGAUGAGUAAGGAUUUGAGGCAGAGAAGGAAAGAGACGAGAUACACUUUUGGGAGUAGAGAGGAGAGAAUACAUAGCUUCUUGAGACAGAGGCAGGACCCGAAGGAAGAAACCUAUAGGAAAUUGUUGCCGAAUCCAGAAGUUUGCUCAAGCGAAGAUAUCAAAGGGAGAUCGAUGGUGGUUUAUCAGUCGCCCAAGAAUAUGCCAAAGGAGCGAUGAGAUGGGUACAUAUAUGGUCACGGCAGGAUAGAAGAAAUGGAUACAGCAGCUUCAGCCACGAUGCCCAUCUGUGGCGCCACGAAAGCCAAGAUACAGUGGAGAGUAAAUGUGGACUUAUACGAGGCUGAGAGAUAUUUGUUCCCUUAGAUGUUUGCAUGUUAAGCGUUUGAGUUCUUAUGUGAGCGGAACAGGAGCAAUGGGGUGGCAUCCACUUGCGCGUAUUCCGGACGAAUCUAGCUUUACCAACCUAAUUAUCACUCGCAGCAAGACUAAAGUGGUUGAGCCAGAAACCACAGAUGUACAGAAUCAAUCAAUAACUCCAACGAAACAAAACA
This is a messenger RNA of Botrytis cinerea B05.10, 1399 nucleotides long. RefSeq lists its product as hypothetical. The transcript has a single exon. The record is from RefSeq and is a predicted model, not a curated record. The coding region runs from base 108 to 1064 and encodes 318 amino acids. NCBI's taxonomy places the organism in Eukaryota, Fungi, Ascomycota, Leotiomycetes, Helotiales, Sclerotiniaceae.